AUGGGUGGAGGCGAUGAGUACCGUUCCGUCGUGUAUUUUGUAAACUGGGCUAUCUACGGAAGGAAGCACAAACCCCAGGAUCUGCCCGUCGAGAAGCUCACUCACAUUCUCUACGCGUUUGCCAACGUGAGACCGGAUAGCGGAGAAGUAUAUCUCACAGAUCUUUGGGCAGACAAAGACAUUCACUUCGAAGGCGACAGCUGGAACGACACGGGCAACAACCUCUACGGCUGCCUCAAGCAGCUCAACCUCCUGAAGAAGAAGAACCGCGCUCUCAAGAUCCUCCUCUCGAUCGGCGGCUGGACCUACUCAUCCAAUUUUGCCGUUCCAGCAUCUACUUCCGCCGGCCGCGAGAAGUUCGCUUGCUCAGCCGUCGAACUCGUCAAGGACUACGGCUUCGACGGCCUGGACAUCGACUGGGAAUACCCCAAGUCCCCCGCCGAAGCGAAGCACUUCGUCCUCCUGCUCAAAGAGUGCAGGAAGGCCAUGGACGCGUACAGCGCCACCUUACCGCGGCGACACCAUUUCGAACUCACCGUCGCCUGCCCCGCCGGGCCGCAGAACUGCAGUAUCAUGGACAUCCGCGGCAUGGACCCGCAUCUCGAUUUCUGGAACCUGAUGGCCUACGACUAUGCCGGGUCGUGGGACUCGUGCGCGGCCCACCAGUCGAACCUCAAACCCUGUCACCGCAAUACCGCCGCGACGCCGUUCAACACCGAUCAAGCGGUUCGGCACUACCAGGCGCAAGGCGUGCACCCCUCUAAGAUCGUGCUGGGCAUGCCGCUGUACGGCCGCGCCUUCCAGAACACCGACGGGAUCGGGAAGCCGUACAGUGGUAUCGGAGAGGGGAGUUGGGAGAAUGGCGUCUUUGAUUACAAGGCCCUGCCGCUGCCAGGAGCCGAGGAGAAGUACGAUAAGGAGGCGAGAGCGACGUACAGUUAUGAUCCGGCCAAGAGACAGCUGGUUACGUAUGACAACUGCGAGAUGGCCCGGGAAAAGGCGAAGUGGAUCAAGAAGCAUCAUCUGGGAGGCGGGAUGUGGUGGGAGAGCAGCUCGGAUCGGGAAGGGAAGCAUAGUCUGAUUGGGACGGUGGUGGAUGUAUUGAAGGGACUGGAAACGAGGGAGAACUGCAUCGAAUAUCCGCACUCCAGAUUUGAGAAUGUGCGGAGGGGGUUCGAGGGGUGCUAG
Messenger RNA from Drepanopeziza brunnea f. sp. 'multigermtubi' MB_m1, 1188 nucleotides. RefSeq lists its product as uncharacterized. Gene Ontology annotation, molecular function: chitin binding; chitinase activity. Gene Ontology annotation, cellular component: extracellular region. The record is from RefSeq and is a predicted model, not a curated record. Lineage: Eukaryota; Fungi; Ascomycota; Leotiomycetes; Helotiales; Drepanopezizaceae. Gene Ontology annotation, biological process: chitin catabolic process; carbohydrate metabolic process.